CUUUCUAACAUACAAGCUUAUUCUGGCUGGGAAAAAAGAGAGCACCUAGAGAUUUUUAAAACCCAAACACCCGGCCGACUGCACACCACGUUCAGUAUGUAAAUACUCUCAUAUAGGUUCUUCUCGUUUUGGAUUUGGAGUUUCUAUAUCACAUAAUUCCAUUUAAUUAUAAAUCUCCUUCAUUGGAGCACGUGCUGAGAUACACCUAGCUACAGUGGUACUGUGUCUUGGAUUUUGUGAAAACAUGGCGGCCUCUUUUUAUAGCACAAGAAAGAGAGAGCGUGAAAGAAAGGCAAAACGACAGGCGGGAAACAUGGGCAAAGGAAAUCAGAGGCAAGUCGAUGAGAGAGACGAUCCCCUGGUAAUUCUUAAGGAGGACAUAGAAAAGAUCCGAAUCGCCUUGUCGGAUACCUCCUUCACUCACAGACAAAGAUGGCGUCAAACAGAGGACUUAGGACUGCCAAGUUCAAUCCGGGUGUGCUCCAAACUUAAGGGCAAGAUUUCUCAUAUGACGAGCAUGGAUUCAUCAGAAGCUGAUAAAUUGGCAGCAGUUUAUGAUGAAUUUUGCAAAACGAUCAAUGUUAUGUCAUCGGAUUACAGCGAGUUCAUGUCCCACAUAUUUGAAGAGGAAGAAUUGGCCAAAAAGUUUUACAACAAGACGUGCCUAGACAUCCUAGAGCUCUGGAAAAGUUGCUCAACUGCAACAGUAGACUUGAUGAUUCCAUUGAUAGAACGGUUUUGGGAAAAUCAGAGUGAAUUCGAACAACUAUCAAAGAAAAUCGCCGACACAUGUUCUUCCUGUGUGAAGUUUACAUCGACGACAGUCAACCUGACUCAGCAUGCCAUACCAAAUGACUGUGGCAACAAAGUUCUAGAGACAGCAACAGAGAGUGUAAACCAGAUAGCAGACACUCUCAAUCGACUAAUACAAGCCAUGCUCAACACAUCCAUUAAAGUGGCAGACGAUGCUGUGUUAGAUAUGACAAUGUGGCUGCUGUUUAGUAUUCAUCACGUGACCCAAAACGUCUUACAGCAAACCAAAAAAUCCAAACCAGCGGAAGAAACUGAGACUACUGAGAACAAGGCUACAGAGGAGCAGGCAAAAGACGAAGAACCUCCGGCGACUUCUACUGCAAUAAUAGCCAGCGUCAAUGCUCUACUUGUCAACCUUGACAGCUUACAGAUGGAACUUAGUAAUCAACAUAUACUCGAGAAAAAUGAACAGAAUGGUGACGAGAACGGACAAAACGAUGACAGCUGUAAGAACGAUCAACAAGCUAUCGACAAACUAGCAAACGUAUACAAAGGUGUUGUUGAUAAGAUUGUUGAAAAUGGAAAAGUAACAGUCUGUAUUGAAGACGCAAGCGGAAGUGACGCAACGAUUUACUAUAAGCCUGAUGUAUACACUGAAGUGGCAAACUGCUCACUUGGGUCUUGCCCAAUGAAAGAUCGAGACACGUGGUUGGAUGAAAUUCCAUUAACGUCUGACCAGGUUCUCGUUUCUGACAUCUACGUCGUUAGAAACGGACCUUUACAAACGUCAUCGGAAGUUGAUAUAGACUUCACCUACUUGCCGAUGUCUAGUAUAAACAACAAAAGCAUCAAAGUCAUCGCAAAACAAGAUGGUGCCUGGGCAGACGUCGAGACAGUGAACGAGGAAAUGAAUGACUGCGAUGCUCACCUCACCUUUAAAACCAAGAACUUAGAGGCUUUUACGGCAUAUGUCGAAAUCCUCUCGGAGAAUUGUGAAGUGUCACCCGAUGAAACGACCUUCAAAAGCGAGUCCAACCCAGAUGUCAAGGUUACGUUCGCAGCUGGAUUAGUGACAGAAACAAAGCAAGUCAAAAUCAAGGUUAUACCAUACGAUUUGAGGGAAGUAGCAGCUUUAAAAGAAAGAUGUCCCGAUUCAAUUAUGGGUAUUGUGUCAGCUUCUGAUGCUGUGGAAAUCCGAAUGGACGGGGAAUAUGACGCCACAAAAAACCUGACAGUUCAAGUGUCUAUGGAUGAUGAGGACGACCCCGAUACACAGCUAGUCGUCAUCAGAUUUAUUGAGGGUAAGGUGCAAGUUUUGGAUAAGUCCCAGUGCCGCCUUAAAAAGGAUAGGAACAUCUUCUUGGUGGACACUAAAGGCAUUUGGGGAAUUGCGGUUGCAAGAAUUAGGAAGAUAUUUCUAAAUAUGAGAGACACCGUUAAAAAGGAAUUUCAAUUGAUCUUUGGAUUAGUUCAGCUCUGUAAUAUCUGCACGUUCAUUGAUGAUUCACAAAGAAACAUGGAAGAAGGAUCGUUCUUCGUAUGGAUUGAAUGUAUUGAUAAGAAUAUGAUUCGAGAGGACGUUGAAAACAAGCAGAAAGCAGGACUAAUUGAGGUGAAACAGAGUCGGUCGAAAGACAUCACUCUAAGGCAAAAACAAACCCUGAUUUUGAAAACAGAUGGACAAAUCAAACUGCGUUUAUCUGAUCCACCAGAUGCAUUUAAGAUCACAUAUUUGAUUGGUGCAGACAAUCACGUGAACAUUCCGAUGGAAGUUCAUAGAGACCAAGAAAAAAUCCCAUACGCUUCGUUUGCAUUUUACGAGGAAGACAGUGGGAAUCCAAUUCAUACUGUGAACAUCCCAGUUAGGGACCUGUCUGAAUUACCCACAGAUCAAGUUACAGCGAAAUCUUUUAAUAAAAACAAUGAAAGCAACAACCUCAGGGAGCAGAUGAAGAAAAAGGAGGAUGGUGCAAAUAAAAUGUUGUCCCAUGACAGUAUCAUGAAUCUAUCACGAGUCUUGUCGGAAAGAGAUGUGCGCAUGCUCGGUAUUCAGUUAGGCGUGGAUGAAGCUUGGAUAGCUCGUGCUAAAGAUGACUGUGAUGGGAACAUUCUGCGAACCAAUUUCCGAGUGCUUUGUGAAUGGAGAGGGAAGUCAGCUAGGUCUGCCAUGAUUGAUUUCUUAGUAUCCUCCUUAAAAACUGUUGGUAGGAAUGACGUGGCCACUAUCAUAACCAACGUCAACAAAAAUGGGCGUGGUUUACAGAAGGAGGAUUUCGAUUGAUUUAGAAUUUGUGAUGCAUAAUGACCAGUAUUUUUGUCUAUUCUGUGAUACAAAAAAACCUUAUCUCUUUAAAUCGAGUGCAUGUUGUAUCAUGUGUGUUCAUUUUGUUUUUAUUGUUUGUUUUACCCAAGACGUUGCUUGAAGUUUGACUAUUGCAGCUUUAUAAUGUGUCGAAAGCUUUUAAAUAUGUAAUUAUGUCAAAUACGGAUUUAUGGUGCAGAUGUAAUUUUUAUUAUGUACAUGUAUGUUACUAUUGAAUAAACCAAUUUACAAUUCAGA
Ostrea edulis (European flat oyster) is the source of this 3313-nucleotide messenger RNA. RefSeq lists its product as uncharacterized. The transcript has 19 exons. Gene Ontology annotation, biological process: signal transduction. Gene Ontology annotation, molecular function: protein binding. Lineage: Eukaryota; Metazoa; Mollusca; Bivalvia; Ostreida; Ostreidae. The record is from RefSeq and is a predicted model, not a curated record. The coding region runs from base 245 to 3034 and encodes 929 amino acids.